AUGCCGCACAAAAAACUCACGUCCCUGCUCCUAGCCAUAUUGGCUGAUCUCGCCGGUUUAGCCAGUCCGAAACAAGUAACUGUGACAGGCAGAACAGAUCACGUCUAUGCAACAAUCGACGACGGACAAGCUUCACUUCCAUGCGAUUUGAGAUUCUACGAGGCGUCAGUCAUCGAAGAAGUCGUGUGGAGCAGACUUUCAAAAAACAUGGUCAUCUACCGGCUGGACGGAAGCCGCAGCCUGAGUCGGGGCGUUUUCGACUCCCCGAACCACAUAACCCACGAUGAAUGGACGGGGCGAAGCUUCUUCUCCCUCGGCAGGCAGCCUGCACUCCUGAAAAUUGCGCGAAUAGACACGGCCGACAGCGAUCUAUACAUUUGUUCGGUGCGACACGUUGACGGAACCCGAGUAGAUCACAGCAUCGAUUUCACUGUCACAGAUUCGCCAGAAGUUCGCCUCAGCAUCCUGGGCUACGAGAGUCUCGCCGUGAGUGAAGGUGAUGAUGUAUACCUCGAGUGCGAGUUCAAGGCUAAUCCGGAACCUCACACCGUCCUGUGGUACCACAACAGGAAGCUCAUGCCGGAAUAUUUGGUUCCCAUGACCACGGGUCCGCAUCUCAUCUUGAAAGGUGCUAAAUCAUCGGAUUCCGGAGCCUAUUCUUGCUCAGUGGCGAACAUUCUCGGCAACUCCAGCAGCGGCUUGACGCAGCUGAAAGUGAAAUACCGACCCCGAUGCGUCUCAAUAGAGCCGGUCAUAAGUCGCGAAAGCUUGGACAUGUCUCUCAUGAGCUUUGUCUGUCAAGUGAGCUCAGAAGAACCCGCGGAGUUCGAAUGGGAUAUGUUUGACAAUGCCGGCGAAAGGCUCAAUAUUCAGAAACGAAUCUCAUCUCUCAACGCAACGGUCUCACUCAUAGAGAUCCCUCAGGAACAGUUCGCAUCGUCCUCGUCAGCAGGCUUCCGACUGGAAUGUCGAGCUCGGAACUCUAUAGGAAUGCAGACCGAUCCGUGCGCAUAUUCGUAUGUUGCGAGAGACCUCGCCGCGAGAGCCUUCGAUAGUCAGUCGGAUGAAGGGGACGGCUGUGCGGUAUCGUGGAGCGAAGAGUUCGAGUCAGGCGAGCAAUUAAUCGUGACUUGCGCGACGGCUCUCGAGAAUAACAUACCCGACGUAUUUUUCGUGAUCCAGCUCCAAGACGAUCAGGGACGCCUGCUAUUGAACAUAACCUCGACGGAACCAAGAGUGAAAAUCCGCACAGCUCGAUAUCGGCAACUUGAAAAGAUCCGACUUCGGAUAGAGACCGUGGACAAGAGGGGACGCCGCCUGUGGACGGCUAGAGAGAAAGUUGUUGUUCUUAAUCCUCGGAGUGCUCCUCUGGCCAGCUCGUUUGCUCUGGGACGCGAGCAUCUGCUGUUGGGGAAACAUGUUGCAGUUUUCAUGGCAUCUUGUAUAAUGGCAUUUGCUUCGUUCGUCAACCGGUAA
Galendromus occidentalis (western predatory mite) is the source of this 1476-nucleotide messenger RNA. Its product is annotated as limbic system-associated membrane protein. The record is from RefSeq and is a predicted model, not a curated record. Lineage: Eukaryota; Metazoa; Arthropoda; Arachnida; Mesostigmata; Phytoseiidae. The coding region runs from base 1 to 1476 and encodes 491 amino acids. The transcript is spliced from 8 exons.